Drosophila grimshawi is the source of this 2956-nucleotide messenger RNA. It is a transcript of the gene Ir8a, whose product is annotated as ionotropic receptor 25a. Gene Ontology annotation, biological process: synaptic transmission, glutamatergic; modulation of chemical synaptic transmission; monoatomic ion transport. Gene Ontology annotation, molecular function: glutamate-gated receptor activity; transmitter-gated monoatomic ion channel activity involved in regulation of postsynaptic membrane potential. Lineage: Eukaryota; Metazoa; Arthropoda; Insecta; Diptera; Drosophilidae. The coding region runs from base 80 to 2839 and encodes 919 amino acids. The transcript is spliced from 6 exons. Gene Ontology annotation, cellular component: plasma membrane; postsynaptic membrane. The record is from RefSeq and is a predicted model, not a curated record.
UAUUACGGACGCGGAUUUGGCUACAAUUGUGGUGUAGCCUUUGCCAAUUUACUUGGAACACUCGUCGCUAACGGUCAAAAUGGGACUUAAACUUUAUUUGUACGUGCACCUGGUGCUUAGCCUCAGCCUGACAACAGGACAAGAGCUUAAGAUAAUCUUUUGGAUUGAGCCAGUGCAGCGUGCAGAGUUUGGAACAGAUUUUGCGGCAGUACUAAAGGAGUUGGACUCACUGAAAUUGGGUGUGACUAUAAGCGAUGCUGUAUUGGAGCUCAGGCGCACCGAUGACCAGCAAGACAUGGAAAAUUUUUGCGAGAUACUGGGCAGUGUGGGCAGCACAGUGGUUGUGGACUUGAGCUAUAAUUUCUGGUCUGAAGGCAACGAGUUGGCGCGCGCCCAUGGCAUUGCCUAUGUGCGUCUGGACAGGAUGAUGCGUCCGUUUCUAACUAUGUUCAGUGAUUUCAUGCGACUGAAGCGCGCUAACAAUGUGGCCAUGAUCUUUCAAAGUGAUCGCGACACCAUGGAGGCCAUGUUACAGCUGCAGGACGGCUAUCCAUUUCGCACGCUCAUCAUAAAUGCCAGCGAUGCCCAGCCGAUAGAUUUUGCCGAGCGUCUACUUGCUUUGCGACCCCCACCCACCUAUUAUGCGAUUUUUGCCCGAGGCGCCGCCAUGAAUGGAAUCUUUGAGCUCGUGGAAAAGAGCAAACUUUUCCAGCGGCCCACCGAGUGGCAAUUUGUUUUCCUCGACACCAGAGAUCGCGUCUUUAAGUACAAGCGAAAUGUGGAGUUUGCCACACGCUUCCUUCUGAAUGCACGCGCCAUUUGUCGCUCAAUGCAGAUGCGAGAUCUUUAUUGUGGCAGUGGAUUUACGUUACAACGUGGGCUGCUUCUGGACGUGAUACGGAGCCUGAUUGACGCGGCGCUCGUGAGCCAACCAUUUCCACAGCCAGUUCACCUGGACUGCAAUACGAGCAGCGAGGUAACAAAUGCGAUAGAAACAAACAGUAUCUGGUUUCAGAAUGUUCAAUGGAGUAACUUUGUGGGCUACGCGCCGGAGCAGGCGAACGAUGAGGAACCGGUGACGAAACUGACAUUUGUGGCCAAUAUAUCGGCUGGCUACUAUUCCAGCGAGCACGAGGCCAAAACAGACCUGGCCACCUGGCUGUCUGGAGAGCUGCGACUGGUCAACGAGACAAUCAGUCCGACUCGUCGUUUCUAUCGCAUCGGCACCGCAGAGAGUCUGCCCUGGAGCUAUUAUCGCCGCGAUCCAAAUAGCGGCGAGUUGCUACGCACACCAACCGGCGCACCCAUCUGGGAGGGCUUUUGUAUCGACUUCAUUGAAGCGCUGGCGAACAUGCUCAACUUUGACUAUGAACUUGUGGCGCCUCAAAAGGGACACAUGGGUGAGCGCAAUGAGCAGGGUGAGUGGGAUGGUGUCAUCGGCGAUUUGGUCAGUGGUGAAACUGACUUUGCCAUUGCUGCCCUCAAAAUGUACUCGGAGCGCGAGGAAGUUGUUGACUUUCUGCCCCCUUACUACGCCCAUACGGGCAUCUCAAUUGUGAUGCGUAAACCGUUGCGCCUCGCCUCGCUGUUCAAGUUUAUGUCGGUGCUGCGGCCGGAGGUCUGGCUGAGCAUUGUUGGUGCCCUGAUGGCAACGGCACUGCUGAUCUGGAUCUUGGACAGGUAUUCACCAUACAGUUCGCGCAACAAUCCCGAUGCCUAUCCAUACGAAUGUCGCCAGUUUACGUUGAGGGAGAGCUUCUGGUUUGCAUUGACCUCGUUCACGCCCCAGGGUGGUGGUGAAGCACCCAAGGCACUGUCCGGACGCAUCCUUGUGGCCUCCUAUUGGCUAUUUGUAGUCCUUAUGCUGGCUACAUUUACGGCAAAUUUGGCGGCGUUUCUCACGGUGGAGCGUAUGCAGGUGCCUGUGCGGUCACUGGAACAGCUGGCUCGACAAUCGCGUAUUAAUUAUACGGUGGUCAAUAACUCGGACACUCACCACUACUUCAUAAACAUGAAGUUCGCCGAGGAUACGCUGUAUCGCAUGUGGAAGGAGCUGGCGCUGAAUGCAUCCGAAGACUUUCAUAAAUUUCGAAUUUGGGACUAUCCGAUUAAGGAACAGUUUGGAAAAAUUCUGGUUGCCAUCGGCACCUCAAAUCCAGUGCACAAUGCUAGCGAGGGAUUUAAGAAUGUGGAGGAUCACCUUAAUGCCGAUUAUGCUUUCAUACACGACUCAGCGGAGAUUAGGUAUGCGGUCAGCAAGAACUGUAAUCUAACGGAGAUUGGCGAAGUCUUUGCCGAACAGCCCUAUGCCGUCGCCGUACAGCAAGGCAGUCAUCUUGGGGAUGAGCUAAGCUAUGCGAUCUUGAUGUUACAGAAGGAACGCUUUUUUGAGAAUUUAAAAGAGAAAUACUGGAAUGAAGAUAAUCGGGGCUGUGCCGAUCUCGAUGAACAAGACGGCAUUUCUCUGAAUAGUCUGGGCGGUGUUUUUAUGGCGACAAUAGUUGGCCUUGUCUUGGCCAUGUGCACGCUAGCUUUUGAGGUGUUUUACUAUCAAAAGAAAAAAGCGCAAUUGGCGCUGAUUAAGAAGGUUAAACCGAUGUACGGGGAUGAACCGACCAAAUUUGCCUGGCUUGACACCACGGAUAAGUCCAAGGGAGGCGAAACAAAUACCAAGAAGACUGCUAAACUGACGCCGCCACCAUCAUUUGAAGCUGCUACAUCCCGAGGCGAAAUGAAACCGAACUCCAUCAUGCAGGGCGCUGGAAAGUUCAAGGCCCGGAAGCGCGUUUCGCUCCAUGACAAAUUCUCAAUAGAUUCGGAAAUGCAUUACUUGGAAUAAAAUAUUACAUUCACAACGAACAAUAAUUUCAAACAAUAAUACAAAUAUAAACAUUUUGUAUUACCUGAUUAUCUGCUUGACUGUGCUUGUCCCCUUCGCAUAGCUUUUAGUAUUUAA